AUGUCCGAUGUCAUCGUGGACACGGCGCCCAACGGAGCCAUCCAGCUUCUGAAAGAGGAGUGUUGGAAGUUGAACUUCUUGUAUCUAAAGGAUGAGACAUGCCAGGCCACUGAGCUCACUGAGCUGUAUGGACAUUCUGAGACCUCUUCAAAGGAAACUCUAAUUGAAGAGAAAAGUCCAAAGACCAAGUGCCCGGCCAGUGUCGCUGGGGCUGCUGACAUUCACAACACCAAUGAGGAGGCUUCAGAGGAGUCUCCUAAUAACGAUGUGGUGGACGUUCAGGAUGAGCUGCUGGCCCUGGUCAGUGUGGAGAAAGGGGCUGCUGGAGAUGGAAAGGUCCUCAGCAAGGUGGUGAAGCCCAAAGGGUGUCUGAAGGAGAGCUGCAAAGAUCAGCUAACCCCAACAAUCUAUGAUAUGAUUACGGAACUACCAAAGUCCUAUUUCGGAUCCACUGAGAGCCUUCCUGAGAUGUGUAGCAGAGGUCCAAAGGUGUGCAGUGGAGUGCCUGAGGUGUCAAAUGCAGUGGGAGAGGUGUCCAGUGACACAAAGACGACAGAAGCUGCUGACGACCUUCUGGACACUGGAAAUGUCCUGAGUAAGGCGGUGCAGCUAUCCACCCAGAGCCAUCCUGAGGUGUGCAAUGGAGAGGCUGAGCUGUGCAGCGGUCCUGAGGUGUGCAGUGGAGUGCCUGGGGUGAGCAGUGGAGGGCCUGGGGGUUGCAGUGGAGUGCCUAUGGUGUGCAGUGGAGUGCCUGAGGUGUCAAACGCAGUGGAAGAGGUGUCCAAUGACACAAAGACGACAGAGGCUGCUGAAGACCUUCUGGACACUGGAAAAGUCCUCAGCAAGGUGGUGAACCCCAAAGGGUGGAUGAAGCAGGACUGGGAAGAUCAGCUGACCAGAGACUUCAAUGAUAUGAUUGCAAAAGUCCCAAAGUCCUAUUUCGGAUCCACCGAGAGCCUUCCUGAGGUGUGCAGCAGAGGUCCUGAGGCGUCAAACGCAGUGGAAGAGGUGUGCAGUGACACAAUGAAGAUAGAGGCUACUGGAAAUCUUCUGAAAACUGGAAAUGGCCUAAGCAAGGUGGUGCUCCUAUCCACUGAGAGCCGUCCUGAGGUGUGCAUUAGAGUGCCUGAGGUGUUCUGUGGAGAUCCAGAGGUAUGCAGUGAAAUGCCUGAAGUGUACAGUGGAGAUUCUGAGGUGUGCAGGGAAUGUCCUGAGAUGUUCAGUGAGGUGCCUGAGGCACCAAACGCAGUGGAAGAGGUGUCCAGUGAUACAAAGACAGAGGCUGCUGAAGACCUUCGGGACACUGAAAAUGUCCUCAGCAAGGUGGUGAGAUCCAAAGGGUGGCUGAAGGAGGGCUGGGAAGAUCAGCUGACCAAAGACUUCAAUGAUAUGAUUGCAAGACUCCCAAAGUCCUAUUUUGCAUCCAACGAGAGCCUUCCUGAGGUGUGCAGCGGAGUGCCCGAGGUGUCGAACGCAGCGGAAGUGGUGCGCAGUGACACAAAGAAGCAGAAGAAAAAUGGCGUUCUACGAUUCUUCCGACGUGUGUGGAAGUUCUUCACAUGCACCAACAGCCUCCCCAAAGAGCAGUGACUCAAGCACACACAACUCUGGGCCACACUUUGCCUCGGUGACUGAAUUUCUCCACCAUCUCCCCCUU
This is a messenger RNA of Salvelinus namaycush (lake trout), 1657 nucleotides long. RefSeq lists its product as uncharacterized. Lineage: Eukaryota; Metazoa; Chordata; Actinopteri; Salmoniformes; Salmonidae. The transcript is spliced from 5 exons. The record is from RefSeq and is a predicted model, not a curated record. The coding region runs from base 1 to 1590 and encodes 529 amino acids.